This is a messenger RNA of Jaminaea rosea, 459 nucleotides long. RefSeq lists its product as hypothetical. NCBI's taxonomy places the organism in Eukaryota, Fungi, Basidiomycota, Exobasidiomycetes, Microstromatales. The record is from RefSeq and is a predicted model, not a curated record. Bases 1 to 459 code for a protein of 152 amino acids. The transcript has a single exon.
AUGUUCCGUCUCCAGCUCGCCUCGAGCCUUGCACUUCUGGUCAUUGGCUCGAGUCUCGUUCUCCUCUUCUUACCACACCUUGCCGCAGCCAAUCACGUCACCUGCACUUGGACAGGACCAGGUACAGAUCGCCCAGACAACUACGGGUUCACGAAAUUCUGUAUUGCGCCGCAGACGCACAAUGGCUCCACAAGCGCCGUCUUUCUCUGCAAUGGCGGCGUAAAGGUCGCCGACUGGAACUUCCUUCGAGCCAACGUGCUCGAAUUUAGGUCCCCCUGCGCCAAAAAUGGCUAUGCGAGCGAUACGAUCUGCGAACACAGCGACUACUGGGCCACCUGCAUCCAAGACGACCAAGGCUACAGCUACUGCAGGUUUAUCAAAGAGCUAGAUGAUUGUCAAUGGGAGACUCUCUUCACCUUUCAAGACCUACCGGCGACCGUGUCCGUCUACUACAAGUGA